UUUCAUUAAACUCGCUGAAGCGUUAUUUGUGCUCGCAGCAAAGUUUAGUCUUCAGCCUUAAAUCUGUUACGACUCUUAAUAGUCACGGACUCGUACAUUAAAUCAGAAAUACCAUUUUCUACCCGAUAUCUUAAAAGAUCAAGGAUUUUCACUAAUCAGCCAAGCACUGCUUGAAGGAAGACCAUUCUUAUGGCUGCUUUAGCGAAUAGCUCGGAGACCGACCUGUCUAGCAGGCCACAAGACAGAGAUAUCAUGAGCCUAAAUUAUAUGAAAGAUUUUCCGGCGGGUCCAUUAGAUCAGUAUAGAAGUAAAGCCUCCUUCAGCUGGAAAACAAUGCGCCUUUUCUUAGACGGCGAAGACAUCAUAAGGUAUAAGGAUAAAGUAUGGACUACACUUGAGCAGGACCCAUUAUUUUCUCGAGGCUACUCAACACCACCUAUCCAAGAGUUGCGAAGGCUGUCAUUUCUGCGUGUUCGUAGAAUAUUUGAGUAUGACUUUCUGCCUGAUGAGGAACUCUUCUCAAACCCUCUUAAGCAUCAGGUGCUGACAAACUGUCUUGGCAGCUAUGAUUGGACAGUUGCUGCCAAGCUGUCACUCAACAAUGAGAUGUUUGGGGGCACCAUACAGUCCACAGGGUCAGCUAGACUGUCCAAAAUUGUUGAGGAUAAUCAGAAGUUCAAGAACUUUGGAUGCUUUGCCUUGACAGAACUGUCUCAUGGCAGCAACACAAAAGCCAUGAGAACCACAGCCACUUACGAUCCCAAAACAAAGGAGUUUCUUCUGAACACUCCUGAUUUUGAAGCUACCAAGAUAUGGGUGGGCAAUUUGGGUAAAAUUGCGACACAUGCAGUGGUCUAUGCUCAGCUGUUUACCCCUGAUGGAAUGGGUCAUGGUCUACAUACAUUUGUUGUGCCAUUGCGGGACCCCAAGACCUUAUUGGCACUGCCAGGUGUUUUUGUGGGUGACAUGGGAGAAAAGUUAGGGCUGAAUGGUCUAGACAAUGGAUUUGUUUCAUUCAACAAUGUCCGUAUUCCUCGUGAAAACUUGUUGGACAAGUUUGGAGAUGUGUCCCCAAGUGGGCAAUAUAUCACGCCCAUUAAGGAUCCAAAUAAACGGUUUGGUGCCUCAUUGGGUGCCCUGUCAGGGGGACGAGUUGGAAUCACUGCCAUGUGUGCGGCCAACUUGAAAACCUGCAUGCCCAUUGCCAUUCGUUACUCAGCAGUUCGACGCCAAUUUGGACCAAAAGACAAUGAGAUACCUGUUCUAGAGUAUCAGCUGCAGCAAUGGCGACUUCUUCCAUAUCUGGCAGCAACAUAUGCAUUGGAGGUGUUCUCCAUGUCUUUCUUUAUGGACUUUGCUUCAUUGCGGAUUGGUAUGAUGAUGGGAGACAAUAGUGAGAGACAGGCUGAGCUGGGCAGAGAAGUUCAUGCACUGUCCUGUGCUAGUAAGCCUUUGGCCAGCUGGACAGCUCGUAAUGCCAUUCAGGAGUGUCGUGAAGCAUGUGGGGGCCAUGGCUACUUUAAAGUGAAUCGUCUGGGUGAUCUUCGCAAUGACCAUGACCCUAAUUGUACAUAUGAAGGAGAUAAUAAUGUCAUCUUACAGCAAACUAGCAACUUCCUGUUAUCUGUGUUGGAGGUGGCCAGACAGAAGAAGGGUCAAGUUUUGGAGACACCAUUGGGCAGUGUGAGUUUUUUGGGGGAGAUAGAUAAUUGGCUGGACACUCGUUUUGGUGCUCAGACUGUCAGCAAGUGCCUGGACCCUGCUGUCAGCCUUGACGCUUACAAAUGGCUUGUGUGUCGACUGCUUAUGGACAGUGAGAAAAAGCUUCAAGAGCAACUAGCAUCUGGCAAAGAUGGAUUCACUGCACGGAAUGAUUCCCAGGCCUAUUUCUGCAACACGUUAGCACUGGUAUACAUAGAGCAUGAGGUUCUUCGACGAUUCAUUGGCAUUCUGGAUGAGAAAAAUGGAGAGAAAACACCAGAUGAGCUUCGUUCAGUGCUUAGGCGCAUGGCUGCAUUGUUUGGGCUUUGGAGCCUUGAGAAACAUUUAGCAACAUUAUAUCAGGGAGGUUACAUAGCUGGAAGUGAACCUCCACGCAUCAUCCGGGAAGCUAUACUGCAGCUGUGUCUAGAGCUUAAAGAUGAUGCUGUCAGCCUUGUAGAUGUCAUAGCACCACCAGAUUUUAUACUGAGCUCGCCCAUUGGCUCUUCCGAUGGAGAGAUCUACAAGAACUUAUACGGAGCCAUGAUACAAGGGGAGCAAACUCUUGAGCGACCAGCAUACUGGCAGGAUUUUGUCAACACUCCUGUAAAAGGAAGUGCAAAAUCCAAGCUGUGAGGCGCCACUACCAUUUACAUACUACUGUUAUUUGCUUUUUGUUCACUAUAUGGAGAACAUAUCAGAACAUACAAGGACAAGAAAAAUGUGCUGGGAUUUUAUAAGGAAUGAUGUAAAUGUGAAUUUGGAAAGUAAGUGCAUGAUGGUCUUUUAAGCAGGAUAAUUUCAGUCAGCAAAUCAUGUUGAUUUUGGUAUUUCAGUUAUAUUGCUGUAAGCGUCGGUCAUAUCUUUAAUCCUGUGGGUAUGGACCUUAACCUUUGACUCAGCUGUAAACAAAUUUCAAGUUUAUAAGAAAUCAAAGAAUAAACAUUACUGAAAAUAAAUUAAAAUUAAAAAGUGAGCUUUUUCUACCUCAUCUCGUUGUAAAACAACACUUUCAUGCAGAUCCAAAUAAGAUUAGGAAUAUCCAGUUGCAUUAAAAAAUAUUGGGCACAGGUUUAUGCACGAUUGAUCGGUGCAAUGCCUAGUCCUGUAUUCAGUGGACUGUAAUGGUUACUUACACCAUAUAAAAAUGAAUAAACAUAACACAUGAUGGUGAAUUACAAGUUUAGUGUCGAAAUAAGUUUCAAAAUGGUGAAAAACUUGUCUUUGCUUACCUGUGCUCUUGUUUUCGAAAAGUACAUUCAAAAAAAUUCUAAUCUUUAAAUUUUUGUCUUCCUUUUCACGUUAAGGGAUGUAAUGCUAUUCAAAUGUGGUUCACCUAGUUAAAUGAUUGGAUUUAGUCUGUUUUUAUUUAUGUAGUUUUGAAGCAAAAAUUAUUAAUGAAUAUGGCGGACACAGUUGAGUGGCUUGACCUGGUAAUUGCUGAAGGUGCCAGACAUAUUUGUCCUCCAUAGGUUCAAAGAGUUAAAGGCCUGUCCAGAAGUUGGUGUUUCUGACUAAAGUAGAAGCCUGUGAAAUCAAGGGCUAGGGAAAUACAGACUUGACUAAUCAUCGCAUAUAUUAGAGGGUGCUUAUUGUCCUUCAUUUUUAUGUUUAAAUAGCAUGAUUUGUGAUUUUAAGCUGUUUUACAUUAUUUUUAGGAAAGCUUUUUAAAAACUGAACUACAAAACUUACACUACAAGGCAUGCUUUUUAGUCUACAGAUCAUUUCUGUUGGAAUACAAUAUGUACCCCAUCAUUCUUAUAUUCAUAAAAUCACAGUAUAGAUGUUGUCAAAUUUAGGUUUGAAAAAUCUACACAAAGCCUGCCAUGACAUGCAUAACCUUUUAAACAUGUUGACACCAGUUGAUGUGUAUUUGCUCAAAAUCACAAUUUGAAAUGUAAAAUGUUGCCAAUCUACAUGCAGUCCUUUAGCCUCCAUAUCUUCUGUAAACUCAUGUACAAGUUACAUGCAAUUUGUCCAUAUAUGUCCAUGACCAAUGUCUUGAUUCAAACAGCAAAAUUUUACAGUCCUUAAAUGUAGGCCAAAAGUGGAAAUUUGUGAUGAAAACAUGGUCCAAAAAUAGUUGCAGUUUCUUCCACUUAACCAGCUUCCAGUCCCAUCAAUUUGAAUGGUGCAGUUGGGCUCGACUUUUGUGGAAAUACAUUUGUAUUUUUUUUUCACUUUGACAUGAUCAUAGAAAUGUUCCCAUCUCUCUACUGACCUUUGUCAGUAACUUCCUACAUUGACACCUAAAUUGAUUUUAUUUUGCUUGUUAGGACUGUUUUUUUUGUUGUUGUUGUUAAAAUUUUGCAUACAAAGCAUUAAAUGAUCUUGUAAUAUCUGUAUUACAGAAUAAACAAUGAUCACAAAUUAUUUUCAUACUACAGGCAUGUGGAAAGUAUGUACUAUAUGUAUAUGGUGAGUACUGAUUAUGUGUAGGUGUUUCAUGAUGUACACUACAGGUAUUAGCCAUUAUUUAGAAAAUAUGAAUACAGUGUUCCCUCGCUACUUCGCGGUUCAUCUAUCGCGGAUUCACUACUUCGCGGUUUUUUGGAGUGAAGUAUCGAUCGAUACUUCCGCGCUGGGAAUUAUAGUUCUA
This is a messenger RNA of Pomacea canaliculata, 4300 nucleotides long. Its product is annotated as peroxisomal acyl-coenzyme A oxidase 3-like. The coding region runs from base 190 to 2337 and encodes 715 amino acids. Gene Ontology annotation, biological process: lipid homeostasis; fatty acid beta-oxidation using acyl-CoA oxidase. The record is from RefSeq and is a predicted model, not a curated record. Gene Ontology annotation, molecular function: pristanoyl-CoA oxidase activity; FAD binding; fatty acid binding. The transcript is spliced from 16 exons. Gene Ontology annotation, cellular component: peroxisome. NCBI's taxonomy places the organism in Eukaryota, Metazoa, Mollusca, Gastropoda, Architaenioglossa, Ampullariidae.